AUGAACGGACAGGCUGAAAAAUUGAUAAGCUCAUUACCGGUGACAGGAGACAACUACGAACGUGCAUGGACGAUACUGUACAAACACUACGAAAACGAGAGAGAACUCAUCCGAUGCAACUUCGCCGCAUUCACCGCCGUGCCGAGAAUGAAGAACGGAACCGCUGAAGAACUGCAUCGCAUCCAUAACGCUGCCGUCACAGUCGUCAACGCACAGGAAAGUAUAGGUCGUUCCAUUGAAUCUCACGGAAUGGACCUCCUAAACUACCUGAUCGUCGAACAAUUCGACGCACACACUCGGAUGGAAUGGGAGAAUUCCAUAUCCGACUCCAACAAGUCACCACAGCACGAAACACUUUUGGACUUCAUGACGCGACGGAUGUUCACACUUAACGCCGUGCAUCCGAAGACUCUCAAGAAGAACUUCGGAGAUUCUUCACGAACGGCGAAGACACAUGUUGCGAAGCACGGAACUGACCUUCCACAAUGCGCACUGUGCCAUGAAAAGCACCAUCUGAUGACGUGUCGCGAAUUCAAGACAAAAUUCGCUGCAGAUCGAAAGGCCUUCGUUGAGACACACAGACUGUGUUUCAACUGCCUCGGAAAUCACUAUCUCACAAAAUGUCAGUCGAAGAAGAACUGCUACACAUGCAAGGCACGUCAUCACACUUCACUGCACGACGCAUACAACACGGUCACCGCACAUACACCAGAAGCCACUUUACUCGCCGCACUGCACAAAGCCAAAGAACAGAAGGCUGUACUUCUCGCCACUGCUCGGGUGAACAUAGCCGAUCGCCAUGGAGCACCGCACGACGUCCGAGCACUGAUCGACCAAGGAUCAGAGGUGUCGAUCGUUUCUGAGGCACUGGUGCAACGAUUGAACCUGCCUCGAUCACGCACCGACAUGGCCAUCUUUGGGAUCGGAGGCGCACGACCAGGAUCAACGCGUGGCAAGGUCACGCUGCACCUCACUUUGGACAUCACGAACGCCCGGCUCUCCGUGAUAGCGUUUAUAUUGCCACGCCUAUCACUUCUUCAAGGCUCCACGUCCAGCACACUACAAGAUUGGCCGCAUAUUCGAGGACUCCAACUGGCGGAUCCUCAAUUUCGCGAGAACAAUCCAGCCGAGCUACUCCUGGGAGCGGAGUGCACUGCCGAUCACGAGCUACUCGAGCUGGUGCAGCAGUUUUGGGAACAGGAACGGGAGCCCAACGCAGUCACGACACUCUCCGUCGAAGAGCAGCAAUGCAAGGAAUUCUUCGUGCACACGCACACUUGCACCUCUUCAGGACGAUAUGUGGUGAAGCUGCCGUUCUUCUCACCAAUCACUGCACUCCGAGAAAUUCGCAAACCAGCUGAGCGGCUUCUUACAACGAUGGAGAGGCGAUGCGUCCAGGACCGUCGAUUCGGCAAUCUGUAUCGCAACUUCAUGACAGAAUACGAAGACCUAAAACAUAUGACGCUGGUGACAUGCUCCACAACUAGCAAUCAGUCAACGUACUUACCACAUCAUGGAGUACUUAAGGAGUCCAGUGCCACGACAAAGCUGAGGGUCGUGUUCAAUGGGUCGCAGCGAACGCGAACAGGAGACUCAUUAAAUGCACACCUCAUGACUGGAGCAAAUCUUCUGCCAGCUCUUCCUGACGUACUACUUCGAUGGCGUCAACACCAGUAUGUCUUCGUUGCUGAUAUAGAAAAAAUGUAUCGGCAGAUACUCGUGCAUCCGGAUGACUGCAAAUUCCAAACGAUCCUGUGGCGUCAUUCAACUGAUGAUGAAGUGCGAGAAUACCAGCUGAGAACGGUCACCUACGGUCUGGCGUGUGCUCCGUUUCUCGCCAUACGGACACUCCGUCAGCUCGCAACAGACGAAGAAGAGCAGUUUCCUUGUGGCGCCGUGGCUCUGCGUCGAGACUGUUACGUCGACGAUGUGGUCACCGGCUCAAAUACGCUGAACGAUGCGAUCGCACUCCAGACGGAAAUUCGCAACCUCUGCUUGGCGGGCGGAUUUCCGUUAAAGAAGUGGGCAGCCAACGACGAGAGGAUCCUGACUGGAGUACCAAGCGAUCAUCUUUUGCAGCAAUUACCGCCAGCCUGGGAAGGAGAGAGCCACUCCACGCUAGGACUCCGCUGGCACCCACAACACGACCAGUUCUCCUUCGUGUUUCAUCCGCACGCUGCCAUCAACCACACGAAGAGAACGGUUUUAUCCGAAACCGCACGGCUCUUCGAUCCAAUGGGGUGGCUCGCUCCAGUCGUGAUUCGAGCAAAAAUUCUCAUCCAAUCCACGUGGCUGCAAGGAUUGGACUGGGACACCCCGCUGUCGCCAUCCGAAGCUCGAGAGUGGCAACGUCUUCUAGAAAAACUCCAUCUUCUAGAUCAGUUGCGAAUAAACCGCUGGCUCGGGACCGGAGCAGAUAAGACCACGCUGCAGCUUCAUGGCUUCGCCGACGCAUCCGAACGAUAUGCCGCCGCCGUAUACAUCCGCAUCACUGAAAGGAACGAAACGUCAAUAAGGUUAUUGAUGGCCAAAAGCAAGGUAGCACCCGUCAAACAAGUGACCUUGCCGAGGCUGGAGUUGUGCGCCGCCACGCUACUCACCAAUUUGAUGCGACAUGUCAAACAAACGCUCGACCUGGCAACGUCAGACACAUACUUAUGGUCUGAUUCAACAGUGACCCUCCAGUGGAUUCGCGGUCACUCCUCACGCUGGAAGACUUUCGUCGCCAAUCGAGUCGCUCACAUCCAGACGCAGCUGCCUAAUGCACAAUGGAGACACGUAGCUGGUCGCGACAACCCUGCGGACUGUGCAUCAAGGGGUAUUAAUCCAAGCGAACUGAUCAAUCACGCUCUAUGGUGGACAGGACCUACCUGGUUAUCACAGAACGAACCGGCCUGGCCAAAUUCCGAGAUGGAGAUCCGAGGAGACGACGUGCCAGAAAGGAAAGCCACGAGCCUGAUGACUGUGAACCGGGUCAUCGUCGAACCAGAAAUCCUGCUCCGCUUCUCAUCACUGCAUCGCCUGCUACGGAUAUCCGCAUGGUGCCGUCGCUGGCUGCGCGCUUCAGAGCCGACUCACACUGCUGGAUUAACGUUGAGUCCGGAGGAACUUGACAUGGCACUCUUUCGUUGGCUUCAAGAAGUGCAGACACUGCACUUCACGGACAAGAUCACCGCAGUCUCAGCUGGACGCUCCGUCGCACCAAGCAGCACAUUAGCCAAGCUGACUCCGUUCCUCGACGACCAUGGUGUUCUGAGAGUGGGAGGUCGGCUUAAGAACGCCCUGCUGACACAGGAUGAGAGGCAUCCGAUGAUCAUUCCAACCUCGUCGUGGCUGACUCGUCUGCUGGUGGAAUCCUGUCACCGUCGGACGCUGCAUGGAGGAGUGCAACUCACCCUGGGGCUGCUUCGACUGCGCUUCUGGAUUCCACGAGGACGCACAGUUGUAAAACAACAACUACAUCGUUGCGUCACCUGCACAAGAUGGCGAGCAACGACGCUUCAGCCACCGAUGGGUAAUCUACCCCGCGAUCGGGUCACUCCGACUCAGCCAUUUCUGCGCACUGGAGUGGACUAUGCAGGACCCAUCCUCAUCCGGACGAGCAAGGGACGAGGACACCGCGCCUAUAAGGGCUAUAUCGCAGUAUUCAUCUGCUUUUGGUCCAGAGCCAUCCACCUCGAACUUGUCUCGGAUUACUUUUCAGAGGCCUUUAUCGCCGCUUUACGUCGCUUUGUCUCACGUCGAGGUCUCUGUACGGACAUAUAUAGCGACUGUGGAACGACCUUCAUCGGAGCUGACCGCACUUUACGUGAGCUCGUCGUCGCUGCAUCCACAGAGGGUCGUGGAAUCGCACGCGUAGCUGCUGAACACGGCAUACGGUGGCACUUCAAUCCACCAGCAACUCCGCACUUCGGCGGAUUGUGGGAGGCAGCCGUCAAAUCCGCUAAGUAUCACUUACGGAGGGUGAUAGGUGAAACCACCCUCACCUUUGAGGAACUGACCACUCUCCUCACACAAAUUGAGGCCUGUUUAAAUUCUCGUCUAUUACAGGCACUCUCUGACGAUCCAGACGAUAUUACAGCACUGACUCCGGGCCACUUCCUGAUCGGCGCGCCGCUUCUCGCCAUCCCGGAGCCAGUACAGGAGGACAACCGUGGAUCCGCAGCAUCACGAUGGCAUCAUCUCCAGGCGAUGCGAGACUUUUGGCGGAGAUGGUCGGGAGAAUACAUCCAUGGACUCACCUCACAACCUAAAUGGCUGAAGGUCGAGACAACACCUCGCAUCGGAGCACUCUGCCUUGUGCGCUCCGAGAUUUCGCCUCUAAACCGGUGGCCUCUCGCCCGGAUUACAAAACUGCAUCCCGGCGACGACGGGAUCGUACGCGUGGUCACUGUUCAAACCGCGACCUCCGAGCUCGUGCGUCCGCUCGUAAAAUUGUCUUACUUCCCGACUUCGCAACGGACGUAA
Nylanderia fulva is the source of this 4467-nucleotide messenger RNA. RefSeq lists its product as uncharacterized. Gene Ontology annotation, biological process: DNA integration; proteolysis. Lineage: Eukaryota; Metazoa; Arthropoda; Insecta; Hymenoptera; Formicidae. Gene Ontology annotation, molecular function: aspartic-type endopeptidase activity; nucleic acid binding. The record is from RefSeq and is a predicted model, not a curated record.